This is a messenger RNA of Mesorhabditis spiculigera, 1440 nucleotides long. The record is from the annotation of a GenBank genome assembly. NCBI's taxonomy places the organism in Eukaryota, Metazoa, Nematoda, Chromadorea, Rhabditida, Rhabditidae.
AUGGCCGAGGCGUGUAAUAGAGAAUACCAUCUCGGUGCCGUGGGAAUAUCGGAGCGACCAGUGGGGUUGUGCCCGCAGAAGAAUUCACUUUUCGAUAAGCUAACUGUCCGCGAGACGAUUCGGUUCUUUCAUCGACUAAAGGGAAGCAGCACUAACUGUGAUGAGGAGAUCAACGGCUAUAUGAACGCACUUCGCUUUGCGGAUAAAGCUGAUGAGCUCGUCGAGAAUCUGUCCGGUGGAACGAAGCGUAAGCUGUGUGUAGCCGUAGCGGCCUGUGGCGAAUCUAGGGUAGUUCUUUUGGAUGAGCCGACCGCCGGGAUGGACCCCGGCGCGAGAAGGGACAUUGAAAAUCUUCUACAGCAGAUCAAACCCAAUCGAACAAUCCUUCUAACGACCCAUUACAUGGAUGAAGCCGAAAGAUUAGGGGAUUGGAUAUACAUUAUGCAAGCGGGGAGAGAUGUUGGUCGAUCAAAGGCCCUUGACUUCACAGCAGUAUCCCCAAUAAAAUGCAUCGUCCAAUCAGACGAAAGCCGUCCCGGGCAAGAAGUCUCCAUCUACCAGCAGUACCUAGAAGAUCAGUGCGCUCGAUUUCUGAAGCUCGACCCCGCGCGAUCGUUUGAGGAGCAAAUGUUUGAGGAACCAAAGCACCUGCCAGCACUCGGCGUCGGUGUUCGUCUGCUGGCCAAUGGGACGCACGCCAUAUUCAAUUCUUAUGCGUACCAUGCUGCCCCUGCUGCCAUGCAUCUUGUGGCGAAUGCGAGGCUGCGGCAUUUCACUGGAAAAGUAACAGCCGCAAUCCACUCAUCAAUUCAAAUCUACGCUCCAGCCAAUGGGAGCGAGAGCGCUUCAGAAGAGGAACGAAUCAUGAAUCGCUUCGUAAUUGUCCCCGUGUUGAUCUUGGCAUUUGCCCUAACCACUUCCUCGUUCGUCAUGUUCCACGUCGAGGAGCGCGCUUCGCAUUUUAAACAUCAGCAACUCCUCACAAAACUGCACCCCUCUCUUUUCUGGACGGCUUCGAUCAUCUAUGAUGGCGCGAUAUUUUUCUUCGUCUGCGGCGCGUCGAUCAUGCUCUUUUGGUACCACGGACUAAUGAAUGGGGAACUGCAAUAUGUUUUCUUACUUUGGAGCCUGUAUUUCUGGGCCUGCUGCCCUUUGAUCUAUUCCGCUUCCUACUUCUUUGAAUCGCCGUCAAAAGCUAGCACUAUAUUGGUGAUUUGGCAGUUCGUUACGUCGGCCUUUGCCGCUGUUGUCGUCGCAAUGCUAGGGGUACUUCAGUAUCACGAACAACUUGAGGUUGUUCUGAUGUUCCUCUUCCCUCCAUACGCGAUGGGCGCGGGGAUGAGCGCGGUUCAGGACUGGUCGAUAAACGCGAAACGACCCGCGAAUCUGCCGAUCAGCGGCGCCAAGUUGGUCGCCAUCUCGGUUCAAAACCUUUUUAUC